Molecule: messenger RNA, 6548 nt
Organism: Porites evermanni
Lineage: Eukaryota; Metazoa; Cnidaria; Anthozoa; Scleractinia; Poritidae
Source: the annotation of a GenBank genome assembly
AUGUUGUCGAAGUGGAAAACUUUGUCAAAAUCUUUCUCCUUUUUGCGUGCUGUUGGAAAGGUAAGAGCGCAAAUAAAGGUAUGAGGAAUAAGUGCAAUUUACUCUGUCUGAUUUCUACAAAGAAUAAAAUCUUAGCUCACUGGCACACGAAUUUCAGACCGUUCAACAGCCAAGCGCAGCCAACUCAAGAUGUUUUCAUCCUGCAAUUCCUGUGAUGUCUGACAAACUGUUUGUGGUAAGGCAACUUUUAAGGGUUUUUGGCAUCCAUUUACUUAUUAAAACUGAAGAUGGCCAAAUCCCGCUUUUGAGAGUUCUCGCAUGAUUUGUUGAGGGUAUGUUGUUGUUGCAUAAUAAUCUUCAAUACUAGCAGUAACCAAAGGUUAGGAAGUCCGGGCGAACAUGUACGUUUACCUUAAAGGUCGAUUGAUGUUGAGAAUCCCUUUCAAAACUGUGUACGUGAAUCAGAGAAAGCCGUCUUAGUUCCAGUGUCAACAGAAGGAAUCACGGCGGAUCAUGAACGUGGAAACUGAAUUAAACAACUCAUACAAUAUACAAGACUUGCUGUUGUGACAUAGGAGACCUGGAGAUUCGGCCUAUAUCCAUAUAUUUUUCCAUAAUUAUUUUUUUUGUCUCUAGCACCGGGAUACCCCAGAGAAUAAUGCAGACACUCCAUUUGAACUUACCCAAGAAAAUCUUGAGGUCAGUAAACAAUGGUUGUACAGUAUUGCCUUUAAGAUGUAUAAUAUACAAAAGAACCUCAAUAAACUCGAACUCAGAUGGCUCGAAUUGCCUGCUAAUUCGAACUAAAUUUCCUUUCCCUCGAUCAAAAUUUCACUGAAAUUUACCGCAACAACUUGAAUUCCUUACUAACUUGGACUGUUUUUCGUUUCCCUUCAGAGUUGGAGUUACCGAGGUUCUACAGUAUGUGUAUAAUUUAUGUUAUGGGUCAAAAUUAAAUUCAGGUUGAAGUUUUUAAUCCCAGGUUGACUCUCAAUUUCCAUUUGUCUCCUAGCCCUGAUUAUUCAAAAAUGUAUUGUAGUACUAGAACUUGCUGGAAAUUUGAUUCCUUUUGUUAUGUCCACUUACUGGAGCUUGUUAAAAAGCAAAAGAAAAGUCAAGGUUGGUUUUAACGAAAGUGUUUGCAUACACAGAAGUGGCUUCAUUUGGAAAUGUAUCUAUUAUAGAUGAGAGAGGGUGUGUGGGGGAGCUGUUAAUGGGGUUUUUUCAAGGUGGCUGUGAUGUAAGCAGAGCUUUUCGCUGCGUUCAUGCAGGUUUACAAAGCACAUGAACAGAGGGGCGUGGUUGUUCAAAAUAUGAACUAUUCUAUUGUUGUUAUUAUUAUUAUUGUUUUCUAUUUUUUUUUUUUCAGAGAGCUAAAGUGAUAAUGGAUAACUACCCCAUAGGACACAAGGCAGCAGCUGUUAUUCCACUGCUAGAUCUGGCACAAAGACAGCAUGGUAUGACACAGUAAACCCCUUUUAUCCCACGUGAAUCCUACAUGUGCUCUACAUGUACUACUACAUGUACUACUAUUUCAAAGUCACCUUUUGGCAAUCUAAAAAUUAAAUAUAAAAUGGUCACCAGACAUUUUAAAAUAUUGGUUGCCAGAAAAUGGGACACUUUGUGCAAUGCUACAUGAAUGUUUAAAAGAAUCAAAAUUGGUACUCAACCAUCUCAAUCGAAUUUGGAGGUGCAUGCGACAUCUCAAGGCUUAAUACUCAGAGAACCAGGGCAAAAUUAGGCAAAUUAUCAAUAAAACAGAGCAUACAGUGUAAAAUGAUAUUUAAUACAAAUUUAUAUCUCACUUUAACUUAAAAAGACCAUAAACACUAACUACUAGAAAAACACUUCUCGCAAAAUCUCGGGAAUAGCGUAGCAUGUGAUCGCUGAACACAGGUUGCCAAUUGUGACUUUCAAAGCAAUUUUAGUUCAUAAAAUUUUUUUCUACUUGCCAUGGUGACCAAAACGGCCAUAGCUUGGAGCACUACAUAAGAAUUAUUAAGGCUGCAUGUUAUACACUGUAAUUGCAUAAACUCAAGAAUAAAAAUUAAUUUAAUAUUAAAUAAUUAUUAACUUUUGUCCAUAUGCAUGUAAACAGUCACUAUGGGCCUCCAGCCUGUUUAUGGCAGCCUUCUUAGUAGUUUUGAUAAGAGGUACGUGCACAUGUCACUUGCAAUAAUGUUUUAGUCAUACUGAAGCUUAUGUGGACACAUCUCUGUUAUUCAUACUGUCACCCUGCAAAUGGGGUUGACAAGUGAAUUCCCAGCACAAAUUACAAAUGUUCAACUGAAACAAACCUUCAUUAUACUCUAAUCACACCGAAAUGAUUAUAAAAUAAUUAUUUUGUAACUAAUCUAAAUACAUGUAAUCACAAAACACAGAAUACAGUACAGGCCACGGGCAUUGCAACAUUACACGCGUGUUUCAUUCAUGGAAAUCCGCCAUAUUGCAUGCAAAUUCCACGAGAACAACACGUGUGAAACACUCGUGUAAAAAUAUACAUGCAAAAAUACACGAGCAAAUGCAAGCAAAUUAGGAAAAUUUGCGUGUAAAACUUUACAAGCAGAUUGUUAUAAUUUGCAUAUAUUCGGUUUACUUGAGUUGUUACAUUGAUGGCUGAGCGAGUGCAGUUGUACUUGUGUGGGUGACUUUAAUUUGUUAGCAUAAAUCAAACUUUCAAGGCAUGUCAAAUGUUAGUAUUUUAUGUUACCUGGGCUAAAACUGAUCCAAGUUUUUUGACCAAAUGAACAUUGUUUUUAAAAAUUUACAUGUUUUUCGCUUGAAUCUUCAUUUGUAGACUUAACAGAGGUUAUAAAACGUUUUCAACAAAAAUCAGUUUCAGUCAUCAAUUCGCAACUAUUUUGAUGGACCAACGACUCCGUAAUGUGAUGCUGUAAUUAGCCUGUGAAUAGGCCUUUGUUCAAGCGGGGAACUGGGGAGAGGGAAAAGCGAAAAGGCCUAUAGACAAACAUUUGGGACCGCUGUUCCACAGCACCCACUCUGCAUCAGAUCCUGAUGCAAGCUCCUAUUUGCGAGAACACUGACUGUUGACAGGUCUGAUUGACAUCGGCUUUUGAGUUGGCAUGAGGCACACGAUUUGAUCUCAAAGUGGCAAUAACAAAACAGUCCAAAGACUGUUAAGCUUAUUCAAAAGCUAUAACCAAGGCACGAAUUACUCGCUCCAGUCAAAAGACUCACACUAUCUUUAGAAAAACACUGCGCUGAAGUUUACCAAGUCACAAUGCAAUUCUCCAUAGUUGAUGCAGCUUCGGUUAAGCUGCACUUCAAUCUUAUAAUUUCGGAUCUGUAAAUCACUAUCCGUGUAGGAGUGGGCAUCUUGGUUAUUGAUGAAGCGAGCAUAGAGCAUUACAAAAAACAGUAGUACAGUUUUACAAACUAAGGGAAAAUUACAGCAUUAAAUAAAAAAAAAAUUGGGGUUGACAGAGAUGCCUCGAAUGGCUCUCGCAUAGGUUGACAAACCUUCAAUAGUCUACGAGCCCCUUGAGACACUUUACAAGCACGCCUUAAAUACUUCUGCAGUAUUAUGCUACCUACAUGUAAUAUAUCUUCUCUUGUGAAACUAACAAAACGUUACAAUAUAUAUAUAUAUAUAUAUAUAUAUAUAAUGGGCACUCACUAGGACUCACUUGUACAGACUCUUGUUGUGAUGGACAUAGAGGUUUAAGCGGCAUCCUCAAGUAUGUUCUGUGGGCAAAAUAUUGAAACCUACAUGUAUUUCAGUCUUUAAUUUUGUAUCAUUACUUAUAAUUUCUGAAGCAUCAAUAAAAUUCCUUCUACUGUUUUACCUGCUUGCAGUCUUGAUGCCUAGGGUACAUGUAAUUCAGUCCAGUUUUUGUAAAUAUUUUCAUGGUUUAGUUGCUCCUACAGUUGUUGUCAAUGUGAAUACAUGUUUCUCUUCCAACCCAAAUGUUUUCAAAGAUGCUUCCUCUCGCAUUCAUUAUUAUGGACUCUCACCACUACAGACACUAACCCACAGUCCUGAGACUGUCUGCAAUAUCUGGAGUUGACUGCAUUAUGUUAAAUCAUUUGAUAGGUUGGUUGCCAAUAUCAGCCAUGAAUUAUGUUGCUGAUAUGCUGGAAAUGCCCAGAAUGAGAGUGUAUGAAGUGACAACUUUUUACACCAUGUUUAACAGGUUAGUUGUGUUGAAUACAAGCCUUUUGAACAAAAAGUACUGUAUGUUAUCUUUCUUGUGAGCAUCCCCGUUUUAUUAUGGUGCUGUCAUUUGGGAGGGUGUAAAUAAUAUUAGUAAAAUCCAACUAAUGGUCAUCAAUACUGUGUUCUGAUUGGUUGAGCUACUACUAGGCUAUAUGUUAUAGCCCACUAGUAGUGAAAAGCGCUGGUUUUGAAAACCAAAAGAAUGGCGCCUGAAUGGCGUUUAGCUAGCUAAAGUUGUUUUGUAAGUUAUAUCAAUAAUUAUUUUUGACUAAAACAAUAUUAUUCCUCUUGUGCUUCUUUCAGGGAACCUAUUGGAAAAUACCAUAUUCAAGUGUGCACGACAACUCCCUGCCAGCUGAGAGAUUCUGACAUGGUGGUGGAUGUAAUAAGAAAGAAACUAGGUAAUUAUGGUAAAUACUUCCAAUCUGCAUUUCAGUUAUUGAGGAGGGUGGUGAGAGGGGGGCGGGGGGGGGAGGCAAACUUAUCUUAUUCAUGAUUGACCAUUUGUGGUGUCUGUGAUUUAUUGUGAUUGAAGUGCACUCCAUGAAACAUGAACUGCCAAAAUCCUCCUGUACAUAUACAUUGAAGAUGAAUUGAAGAAAGUAAAUCAUUAAUUUGGCCAAACAAUCUUAACUAGCAUCUCGUGGCUUGAUUUUACGUCACUUUUGAAUCUGUAAAUGUAACUUUACACUUCUGUGCACUCAGACCCACCUACUACUGUCUUCCCUGGGGAACUUAUAGCUGCGCAGAGAUCACCCAAACACGUGGCCGAGAUCAAAUACACUAUUUGUUUUGUGACUCAUGAAACACACAAAAUUGUUGUUUGUGAACUCGUGAUGAGACCCCCCGCCCCCUUGACGGCCCUCAUUAUUGACAGCUGGUAUUGUGUUUUUAGUACACAGUUAUCCCAAUAAAUUUCUUUUCUCAUAAUGAUGAGAAAUCUUUUGGGAUAACUACAUUGUAACUAUGUAUCAUUUAUCUUCAGGUAUCAAGAUGGGGGAGACAACGAAAGAUGGAAUGUUUACUCUGACUUCUGUGGAAUGCUUAGGAGCCUGCGUUAAUGCACCGAUGAUGCAGAUCAAUGAUAACUACUUUGUAAGUAUCAUAAAUUAAGUGUCUUACAAAUAUACUCUCUACCUAAGUUUCAUAACUCUCAAGCAAGUCAAGGAGCCACAGUUGUACAUGUACAUUGUGUAUGAUAUAGAAAUGAGUCAGAUUCAGCCACUAAUAAUGUACCACCUACACUGUAUUUGAGUCAAAAUUAAAACAAUUAAUAAUAAUGUAACAAUAAUAUAAUACAGAUGUAGAUAACGACUUUCAAAAGCUGUGAGGGAAUUGAAAAAGAUGGCACCAAUAAAUUAAAACAGUUUUUCAAAGUUAAUCCUCAACAUUAAUUUUGAAAUGAAUUUUUGGAUUUUUAUUCUCAGAAAGCAUGUAAUUUGUUUUUGUGCCAAGAAGCAAAUAUCUUGUCGUUCAUUUUAUUACUGUUUCUGCAAAUGUUUCUUUUAAUAGCCAGUUACUGGUAAGGUCUAAACAAAAUGGACUAAAUUGCCAUACGUAGCACAACUCUGUAAUGUAAUAUUUUAAUUUAUUAUUAAUUUUGUUUCAUAGGAGGAUCUCAGUGAGAAGGACACAGAAGAGAUUCUUGAUGACCUUGUUGCUGGAAGAACUCCAAAAGCUGGACCCAGGUAAAAUACUACGACAGUUGAACCUUCUGUAAACAACCACCCAAAAGGUAAAGGUCACUUACAGGAGGAAGUUGCUUACCACAAUCAAACCACUGGCAAACAGACUCUUCCACAAGGAGAUCUGAACUCAUUUUCUUUUUUGAAGAGAAUUUAUUACAUGCACUUUCUACAGUGCUGUACAUGGGAGAGGCGAGAAAAGAUAUUUCCUGCCCCUCCCAGUUUCCAUGGUAAAAGCCCCCAGGGAUGAGGUUGAGCAGUAUCAUGUCUUACCCCCUAGUAUAUGGUAUAAAUGAGCACCCAAGUCAAUUUUAUAGGAAAGCACUCCUCGGGACUGUAUAUCCAAGGUAGUAUUCUAGCAAAUAAUUUGUGCAAGAACCACUUGGAUAAACAGAGGCAAGGGGAAACAGGAUCCUGGUGUACCGUAGAUCAGUAUCAGCAAUAUAGAAUAACAAUAACAUAAAAUUGAAGGCAAGGCUGAUUGGACGUGUAUUUGCUGCCUUCAUCAUUCAUUAUUGUAUUCAUUCAUUCUUUGGCUGUGACUGUCUCUUUCAGGAGUGGUCGUUUCUGCUGUGAACCUGCUGGUGGUCUGACGUCAUUGACCGAGCCACCGAAAGGCCCAGGCUUUGGAGUGCGAUCAGACUUGUGAACUUUUUAUUGUCUAACGAUUGAUAAAACCUUGUACA